Salarias fasciatus (jewelled blenny) is the source of this 2788-nucleotide messenger RNA. It is a transcript of the gene lnpkb, whose product is annotated as lunapark, ER junction formation factor. Gene Ontology annotation, biological process: endoplasmic reticulum tubular network organization. Gene Ontology annotation, cellular component: endoplasmic reticulum tubular network. Bases 103 to 1425 code for a protein of 440 amino acids. NCBI's taxonomy places the organism in Eukaryota, Metazoa, Chordata, Actinopteri, Blenniiformes, Blenniidae. The record is from RefSeq and is a predicted model, not a curated record. The transcript has 16 exons.
GUCAGCGCCACUACGGUUAGCCGCUAGCCUCUGCGCUAAGUUGACUGAAUGAGCGGUUAAUUGAACCGGACGUCUGAGCAGCGGCGACCACACGUUUGGAGGAUGGGGGGCCUGCUGUCCCGAUGGAGGACGAAGCAGACCACAGUGGAGCAGCUGGAGAGCCUGGACAAGGAGAUUAAAGAGCUGGAGGAGUUCAGAGCCAAAAACCAGCGUCUGCAGAAGCUGUGGGUGGGCCGCCUGCUGCUCUACUCCUCGGUCCUCUACCUGCUGACGUCCCUCCUGGUCUACGGACUCUACCUGCCGGACCAGUGGCUGCAGCGGCUCGCCAUGGCGCUGCCCUUCUUCCUCUACCCCCUGCUCGUCUGGUUCAUCAGGAAGCUGCUGAUCUUCCUUUUCUCCAAACGCACUGAAAGAAACAACGAUAAACUUGAGGAGUUGAAGAUCACCAAGAAGAAGAUCCUGGAGGAGGUGAUGGAAACCGAGACGUACAAGAACGCCAAACUCAUCCUGGAGCGCUUCGACCCCGAGGCCAAGAGGAAGGCCGAGCUGGAGUCGACCCCGACGCGACCUCCGGUGACCCCCAGGCCGGGACAGGAGAUCAGGCAGAGGGGCGUCCCCAUGAGGCCCAUGCCGAUGGGCCCCCCCUCCUCCGUGGGAAUGACCCCCCCUCCCGGAGCGCGGCCCGUCACGGGACCAGGAGGAACCCCAGUAGGUGAGGACGCUCCGGGCGGACCGCCGGAACGAUCCGAUCUGUCUCCGUCCCUGAUCCGCAGGACGCCCUGCUCCCCCGUCCCUGCUGCAGGGCUCCACCCCCCCGGACCCCCCCUCGCGAGGCCGGUUCUCCCCAAAGACAGAGGAGCGGUGGACCGAGUCAUCGAGUACCUGGUGGGAGACGGACCGCAGAACAGGUACGCUCUGAUCUGCCAGCAGUGCUCCUCUCAUAACGGCAUGGCUCUGAAGGAGGAGUUCCAGUACCUCGCCUUCCGCUGUGCCUACUGCUACUUCAUGAACCCGGCCCGGAAGACCCGCCCCCAGGCCCCCAAGCUGCCGGAGUUCAGCUACGAGCGGAGGCUGCGGUCCGAGUCCCGCUCGCCGGGGCCGCCGCCGCCACGGCGCCGCGGCACCGACUCGGAGGACAGCGCGCCCCCUUCUGGAGCUAAAGCUCCGGCUCCGUGGAGUUCGGUCCACAGUUUCCAGAUCCGGCGGCGACCCCUGACCCCACAGAGCCGGGUCCAGCAGAGUCCAGACGAGAGGGAGGCUGGAGAGGACGACGCCAGAGCGGUGGAGAGCCGGGCGGAGGAGCAGGAGGAGGUCCGGGAGGUCCCGGAGGUCCAGGAGGUCCGGGAGGUCCCGGAAGUCCUGGAGGGGGCGGAGUCAGAGUCCCAGCCGAGUCCCAGCAGAGAAUCCCAGGCUCAGCCGUCGUAGUGUCGGCUCUCCGCAGGGUUCGUACCGGACCGGGAUCCACCGAGGCGGUGCUGGCAGAACAGGAGAGCCCCCCCCCCACCUCACCUCACCCCCCCCCCCCCCCAAUCAGUGCUAUUGAUCAGUAUUGACACGGGGCCACGGCGCCGCGGUCUGCAACGCUGUCCAGCAACACACUGCAGCCAUCGCUCCCCUUCACAUUACACACACAUACACACACACACACACACACACACACACACACACACACACACACACACACACACACACACAUACACCAUUUUUACUUCUUCUAAGUUACGUUAGCGUUGGAGAGAGUUCAGAUCAGUCGUUUCUUCGCCCUUCAUCUCUCAUCUUCCUCCGUCAGUCGGUGAACAGAUGAAAGCAGGACGGACCGACGCCGCCCGCUGGACUCAGAAACACAAAAGCUUCCAUGUUUUAAUUGUUAGUUUCAUGAAUUCUGCUUCAGUAAAAGUACAAACGGUGUCCAGCCAGGUGAGAUAAUCGGACGUUUUGGGAUGAUUGACUUGGUUUUCCUGAUCCCUCCUGAUCCAGAGCUGCGUCAGCUGAGUUCCUGCCCGGAACCGUUUUAUCAGCAGAUCUUCUGACACAUAAACUCAAACGUUUCUUUGUUUUUAAAUUCACCUGAAAAAUCAUCAAAAUUAAGAAAAAGUUCUCCAAAUGUUUUUUAAAAAUCCCCUUUUCUCUGCAGUUUUCCGUGGUUUUCGUAGCUGUAGAUUUUCACUUCAAACAUUCGAAGCCGCCUUUUCCUCCCGAUGUUUUUUGAGGUGCGUUUGAAUAAUCUGGCAGCAGAUUAAAGCCCGUCGGGCGCACCGAUUGGCUGUCACGUCUCCGGACUUCCCGCCGUUUUCCUGCGUCUCCGCUUCGUUUUUGCACUAAGUUAUGUUAUGGUAUUUAUUUUCCUGGCCGCCGGCUGCAGACGCCUGAAUGUGUGCCUUGGUUACUGCCGCCGCCGCCGGUCGGCCAGCUGACAGAGUCGCCGGCGUUUUGUUCCCCUCGUGUUUACGACCGUCGUGUUUUUAUCAAGUGUCUAUGCAAAAGGUAAAUACACUGGACCCCCCACAGAGAGCAGCGUGGUGAGCAGACGACUCGUUUCGGUUCAUUUAACCGCUUUAACUCGAUCGCAAAGACCAACCUCAGCAUCAACUGACAUUUCCCCCAAAACAACUUUCAAAAUGUUUGUGGUUUUGCCAAAAAGCAUGAGAGUGUGUGAAGCUUUUCUUACUCCUCAUCGUGCUGAAGAAGGAAACCCUGUGUUGGGUUUUAGUUGCUUUUUGCUUGUUUCAUGAAUUUUCUGCCAAAAUGCUGUUUUUGUCGCCGAGCACCAAUAAAGGUUUCAGCUACA